AUGGGGAAAACAUUUUGUUCCCACUUCCAGUAACCAUGGCCAGAGGGGCAGGAGUUCACCCCUUGCUCCUAGAGAGGAAGGCAGAAAAAUAAACAGCGGAGGGGGUAGGGAGGAUGACAGGAGUAUUUUAUUUAUAGGCAAAGCACUUUGUUGGUGCUUCAUAAGUAUUACAGGAGUUGGGUGGGUGAGGUUGCGGGGCCUGCAAUGUGCAGGAGGUCAGACUAGAUGAUCCUUUUGGCCUUAAAGUCUAUGAGUCUACACACACUGGGAAUUGACAGUCAGCUUAGGACAGUAUAGUGGCUGCGGUUUUUCCCUGACUUCAAGCUUUUCCAGGUAGCACAUCAGGAGAUGGACGGAGGGGGAGAGUUGUGCUAUGAUCGUUAAGAUCUUGACACGCCUCUAACUGUGCUCAGAGGAGGUGUGUUGGAUUCUUUAUGUGCCCACGGCCCUCAAUCAGAUCACAGCCCCUUUGUGGCAAACACACAGUAAAAGACAGACCAGGCCCCGAUGAACUCGGUCUGAGGUCCUGACCCUGGCCACGCAAUGCAGGGUUCUGGUCACACACAGCCGCUUGCAGGGUAAGGGCCCAACUUACCACAAGACACACCCAGAGAAAGUCAAAAGCAAUCGAGCAAGCGUAGCAAACAAUGUGAGGGAAUGAGGUGAUGGAACAACAGAUAAGGUGACCGAAGGGUGCAUAGCCGAUGAAUGUGCACUGUAGAUGGGUCUGAGUCUUCUUACAAGAUCAACUAAAUUAUGAGAUGCAAACAAAUGCACAAAAUACUUUGUGCGAUCCCCACUGUCCAUUAAUGAGCCAUUAGCAGUUGUCACCACCAGUGGCUUCGUGACACACAAUUAGGCCUUGAGGAGAAGGAGGCCUGGGGUGGCAGUUGUGAGGGCUAGUUGGGACAGGAACUCUCUGCACCUGGGAAGCAUGGGAGAAGUGGACAGACAGGCCGACAAGGUCGGCAUCGUCGGCAGAGUGGAGGCAGUAGGCUCAGACAAAAAGAAGCGCAGGCUGGACUCACACCUUGCUAAAUUCCGGCACCAGCCACAAGCCUUGGGGGAGCUGAAGGGAAUGAAACUGCUGGCUGCCUGCUUCAUGUACCUGCUGCUCACCUGUCUGGCCCUGCCCAAAGCCGAAUGCCGACUCCACGAGCGAUCCAUGGAAAUCAGGAACCCUGAUAUCGACCCUUCCUGGUACACAGGGCGUGGGAUCAGACCCGUGGGACGGUUUGGCCGGAGGAGAGCUGUCGUGGAGAGCUCCCGGAAGUCGGGCUAUGGACACAGGCAAGCUUGCUUCCCUCUAGAAGAAAGCAGUGAAUCCCUUCAAGAUGAAUGAAAUGGCCAAGACAAAGAAUGAAUUUGAAUGAUGAUAAGAAAAGACCCUUCUCCUCUCUCCCUUCCACAUCCCAGCCUCUCUUCUAGGCACAUGAAAAUGUUUGGUCUCAUUUCAAUGUACAGUAUCUUUGUGGCUAUAAAUGAUAGAAACCAAAGAGCAGUUGAUAACUCCAGUAUUUUUGCAGACAAUUUCCCUCUCGUCUGUUUUUUCUUUUUCUCUCCCCUGUUCCCCAUUUGUCCCCAUCUCUGGCUUUUGCUCUUAAAUCUAACAUGAUUUGUGCCAGAAAAUUGCUGGGGGAAAGAAAUACAAAUUCCCAUGUUAAUUAUCUUCCUAGAACAUGGGCUCUUUUAUACAAACCAAAAAAAUAAUUAAAAAAAUUGAGAAACCGAGUCCGGCACAUGUCUGCUGUGACUUGAAACGAAUCAGACUUAU
Messenger RNA from Mauremys mutica (yellowpond turtle), 1774 nucleotides. RefSeq names its product prolactin-releasing peptide-like. The transcript has 3 exons. Gene Ontology annotation, molecular function: neuropeptide hormone activity; prolactin-releasing peptide receptor binding. The record is from RefSeq and is a predicted model, not a curated record. Lineage: Eukaryota; Metazoa; Chordata; Testudines; Geoemydidae. Gene Ontology annotation, biological process: response to peptide hormone; feeding behavior; G protein-coupled receptor signaling pathway. Bases 935 to 1342 code for a protein of 135 amino acids.